AUGGCAGACAUAGGGACAAUCAAGUUCAACACCGAGACAGUUCUCAUCGACUCUUAUGCCAAUCUCAUACUCUACACUCUGGAGCUCCUCGCGUUUCAUACCUAUCUGCGUUGUGAACGCUCGUGCCGCGACAGAAAGACCCUCAAAGCCACAGUUUUCUCGUGUGUCUUUCUCGAUACCGUCGGGACAUUUGCAGCUUGUGCUACGGCAUUCACAGAAGCUGUUAUACACUGGGGCAAGUGUCUCAAUUCCUACCACCAGGACUCAGACUUUCCUCACGUCAAGUCACUCAACGCAGGCGAUCCGAGGGAACAGGGACGGUUACAUUGGACUAACGCUCUGUGGUUUGUAUGCAGCCAAGUCGUCGCCCUUGCCGUUCAAGGAUUCAUGGUGGCGCGGUAUUUCAAACUGUACGCCGGAGCUACCUCAUGGAUCAGUCAUGCAAACCCGCUGACGAUCAUUGCAGAUCUCGCAAUUAUGUCGUGA
Cyclocybe aegerita is the source of this 486-nucleotide messenger RNA. The record is from the annotation of a GenBank genome assembly. NCBI's taxonomy places the organism in Eukaryota, Fungi, Basidiomycota, Agaricomycetes, Agaricales, Hemipholiotaceae.